Molecule: messenger RNA, 5998 nt
Organism: Syngnathoides biaculeatus (alligator pipefish)
Lineage: Eukaryota; Metazoa; Chordata; Actinopteri; Syngnathiformes; Syngnathidae
Product: protocadherin alpha-C2-like
Exons: 4
Coding region: 221-3229 (1002 amino acids)
Biological process (GO): homophilic cell-cell adhesion
Cellular component (GO): plasma membrane
Molecular function (GO): calcium ion binding
Source: RefSeq, a predicted model, not a curated record
GGGAGACGAGGGGUGGGGGGAAAGCGCAUCACGGACAAAGGAAUAUGGGUGAGCUGGAGAGGAUUUGCCACCGCCGGGCCCAACGAUGGAUGAGCGACUUGUCUUCCAUUCAGCCGGACUCCAUCUAGCCCACCUUAAUGAGGUGCUGGGACGCAUGGUACUGCAAGCAAAAAAGGCGGAAGGCUGCAUUUAAUCCGUCUGCGGGUCCUAUGAGUUUGCAAUGGCUCUUGCGGGUAUACGCAACCGGCUAGGGAGCAACGUGCCUUUUUAUUAUUUUGUCAUAUUCUCCCUAUUUUGUGGCCUUUCAUUCGGACAGUUGCGCUAUUCCGUAACGGAAGAACUCGAAAAUGGAGCACUGGUCACUGAUCUGGCGUAUGACUUGGGGCUGGAUAUUCGAAAGCUGGCCAGCCGAAAAAUCAAGGUAACCUCCAGCAGCAGCAGUAAACGCUACGUGAUUGUCAACCCUAAGAACGGCAAAAUGCUUGUCAACGAAAGAAUCGACAGGGAGGCGCUGUGUGAUGUAUCCAGCAGCUGCCUCAUCAAUCUAGAGGUCCUUGUCGAAAAUCCUACUGAGGUUCACCAUGUUGUGCUGGAGAUUGUGGACGUCAAUGAUAAUGCGCCACAGUUCCCUCGGGAUGAGUAUCAAGUUGAGAUAACCGAAUCGGCAUUACCGGGGUCUCGGUAUCCAAUCGAAAAUGCUCAGGACCCAGACAUCGGGUCCAAUUCAGUGCGUUUGUAUCAGCUGAGCCCAAAUGAGCAUUUUGCGCUGGUGUCCAACAAACCCUCCUUAAAUACUAAGCACAUCGAGCUCGUGCUCAAAAAGCCCCUGGAUCGGGAGCAAACGCCUUACCACCAGUUAAUUCUAAGUGCUGUUGAUGGCGGGACACCUGAAAAAACAGGCACAGCGAUCAUCAACGUACGAGUCCUGGACUCAAACGACAACGUUCCCAUGUUCGACAGCUCGGUGUACAAGGUGAAACUGUUGGAGAAUUCACCCAAAAACACGCUGGUCAUCAAAUUGAACGCUACCGAUCUGGACGAGGGCAAGAACGGAGAGGUCUAUUACUCUUUUAGCAGCUACACUCCCGAGAGAGUGAGACAGAUGUUCAGCAUGGACACGAACACGGGAGAAAUAAGAGUCAGCAAAAAUGUUGACUACGAAGAGACCAACUCCUAUGAGAUGUACAUCCAAGCAAUGGACAAAGGCCCCGGGGCUGUGGCGGCGCACUGCAAGGUGGUGGUCGAGGUGGUGGACGUGAAUGAUAACGUCCCUCAGAUUGUGCUGUCAUCCCUGUCGAGCCCGGUGAGAGAGGACGCCCGCGCCGACACAGUAGUGGCUCUCAUCAGCGUCACCGAUCGGGACUCCGGCGCCAACAAGCAGGUGACUUUAGAGAUCCCAGCAGGCCUUCCUUUCAAGAUCAAAUCUUUCAGAAACUACUACACCCUGGUUACCUCAGCGUUCUUGGACCGCGAGACCACCGAUGCCUACAAUGUCACGCUGAGUGCCACGGACGGAGGAACCCCCCCUCUUUCCUCUCAGAAGACCAUCCAGGUGGACGUGGCCGAUGUCAAUGACAACCCACCGCGAUUUGAGCAGACAUCGUAUACCGUCUAUGUGACUGAGAACAACGCUCCAGGGGCCUCUUUAUGUACGGUGAAAGCUCAAGACGCCGACAUCAAGGAGAACGCUCGCAUUACUUACACAGUGCUCAACGAUAAUAACCACGGCAUCCCCGUCACGUCUUAUGUGUCUGUGAAGGCCGACACCGGGGAGGCCUAUGCCCUGCGAGCCUUCGACUAUGAGUCACUGAGAGAGUUUCACUUCCAGGUCAAAGCCCAAGACGGGGGCAUUCCUCCGCUUAGUCGCGUCGCCACCGUCUACAUCUACAUCAUGGAUCAGAACGACCACGCGCCACUCAUAGUCAGCCCUCCGGGUAACGGCACACGCUCUUUGGAGACGAUUCAAAAGAAUGCAGAUCCUGGAGCUUUAGUGACCAAAGUGGUGGCAUACGAUGCAGAUGCCGGUCCAAACGCCUGGCUGGUGUACGUGCUGGAGACUGCCACGGACCUUGACUUGUUCAAGGUGCACGAACACACGGGUGAGAUCAGGACCACUCGUAGGAUCCUGGAGGACAACUCCACCUCGUUUGCUCUAACGGUCUUGGUGAAAGACCAUGGGCAACCUGCGCUCUCCUCCACUGCCACCAUCAAUGUGGCUGUCAUGGAGGUGCCCCCCAAGGUCGUCCCAGACCCCAAAAGGAUCAUCAGACCACACAGCACCCUGCUUUUCUCAAACAUGACCCUGUACUUGAUUGUCGCUCUGAGUGCCACCACCUUUGUUUUCCUGGUCACUGUGGUGGUGCUGGCCAUUGUCCGCUGCCAUGCCUACUGCACACAACCUGGAUCCUGCUCCCCUUGCUGUGGCUCGCAGAAGCCCCCUCCAGAUGGUGGGAACAGUAGUGUGAGUGCGGGUGGAGGAGGGGCCGGUGGCGCAGCUGCAGGGCAACCCAAUAACAAUGUGGUACUCCGGAGGGACCUUAAAGUUGAGCCUCACUACAUUGAAGUGCGCGGGAAUGGCUCACUCACAAAGACUUACUGCUACAAGACCUGCUUGACAGCCACUUCCGGCAGUGACACCUUCAUGUUCUACAACACGGGAAGGCCCAUCAGCGGCACCUGGGGCAGCGGUGCCGACCGCUUCUUCACGAGCGGAAGCGGAUUUGUACGCAGGCUGAGCAUGCCCGAUGCCUCACUUCAAAUCUGCCCAGAGCCAAAAGCUCCAAAUGCUGACUGGCGAUAUUCCGCAUCUUUGAGAGCCGGGGUGCAGAGUUCGGUCCACAUGGAGCAGGCCUCUGUCAUGCAGGGAGCCCAGGGCAUGCUGGUCCAGAACUGGCCUACCGUGUCCAGUGCUGCAGACGGAGAAGGCGGCGGCGAGCUCUCGCCUCCGGUCGGCGCCGGCGUCAACAGCAACAGCUGGCACUUCCGAUACGGAGCCGGACAGAGCUAUUGCCCACCGCAGGGCCUGAAGCCCGGCGAGAUUCCUCCCGAAGCCUUCAUCAUCCCCGGAUCCCCGGCCAUCAUUUCUAUCCGCCACGACCCCGGCCCUGUUGACAAUAAAGGGGACUUCAUAAGCUUCGGCAAGAAGGAGGAAGCCAAGAAGAAGAAAAAGAAGAAGAAGGAUAAGAAGGAAAAGAAGGAGAAAGGAAAGGAUGAUGGAGAGGAAGAAUGAAGAGGGGUGAAGUCAGCUAUUAAGAUGCCAUUCUGUUGACAGAGCCAGAAAAAGAAGCCAAAUCCAUCUUGGUAGAGGGGGUGUCUCUUUGCACCAUAUGCACAGCAAGUUACAUAUGCGAUAUUUACAUUGUACAGUGGCCAAUCUCUGAUUUAGGGGCCUGCCCGACCCGCAGCACAAAGCAAACCCGCUUAACUAACGCCCGCUCUCUUCCGUGGCCCAUUUGGCCUUCAACUUUGACCUGUACAAAAUAAACGGAGGUUCAAAUGGGAAUUUUACAGGUUUGCUGUAGCCUGCGAAUGUCAUCAAGUUUGUAGAACAGAAAACAAAAUGUCCCAAAAAGAAAGAAAUGCAACUGAUUUGUAUUCAACUAUUGUCAGCAAAGGGCGCCUGUGCCGGCACCUUAGAAAUGUUGCACCCCACCUUUUGAUACUGGCUCGCCUCGCUCGGCAUAAAGUCAAAGACAAAACUAAAAAAAAUGUUUUUUUUUCUUGUCAGUAUUAGGUAGACAUCGUAGAAAUUCAGCAAAUGUCGUCACAAAAAAAGAAACGUAUGCAGAAAAGUGAGAUUCUCAAUUUAAGAGCAAAAAAGUGGCGAGCAGGACGCCAAAAACGUCAACAAAGUCCAAAUGCAGCAAUCCGUCAGUAUAAGUGGACAGCUUUUGGUUGAGCCGGGGUAUAUUUAUGAAGGGGUGUUCUAAGCCGCUUGCUCGUUUUAACAUUACAAUGUAAAAAAUUAAGGAUAACGACCGGGAAACCAUUCUCAUUUUGCUACAUGCUCGUGUAACUGGAAGGAAAUUUGAUUUAUGAUUUGUCAAUAACACAUUAUGGCCCAACAAAGAAGAAAACUAUGAUAUUUUCACAACACUAACCGUUUUCUAAAGUGACUCGUUUCAUAUUGAAGAUUUGAUCUUAAUUUCGUCUAAUAAAUUUAAGUUGAGUCCAUCUUUGGCUCCGUCUACAGCUAUUCAAAAACAUCGUUGAAAUUAAGAUUUUGGUCAAAUUAAAUGUUGAUUGACGUAAGAAAAUGAUCAAGAAAAUGUCCACUCGUCAUUUAUAAAUACAGUAUCAUCUACCUUUUUAAAAAAAAUGUAAUUACGUGACUUGGUAUUAUUUGCAUCAGAUGUCGGCUGAACUAUUUUGUUGUUGCCUCUUGUCGUCUCGUGGUGCAGCGUAAAAUGUGCCUCUGAUGCAAGCGCCCCCCCCCCUGACCUUUGCCACUUUUCUCGCAAUAGGGCACAGCGGGGUCAUCGUGAUCCAGUUGUGCAGCAUUCUACUCAAACUGACGUUUUGACCGUUAACACCGACUCCCCAAUAUCUUCUUGUCAGUGAUGUGCAAAAAUAUGGAAUCUGCACCCCGUUCUGGGGGCCGAUGGCAUUCUUAAUGACGAGAGCGUUAUUGUGCGGCUCUUGGGAGCCCGGUCCCUCUUCUUCUGUCUUUGAAUGUUAAGUAGAUGUUCUUCAAGCUCAUCGCCAUCGCUUCAGUGCUUGUAGGACGUGCUUGCCCACUGCUUGUUUCCUCUCUCCCUUCUUGUGUCUCCCCCCCCCCCCGAAAUGACAGUCGGGAAUAACAUCUGUAUAACGUCAUCCCCCACCCCCUUUUUAAAUGGAGUGUGCAGCCAUGUCACGUCUUUGCAUAUUCAUAAACGGAGGACGCCGCGCUACCGAUUGUCCGACGUCGAAUCAGUCGACAUCUGAACAGUUUGAAGUUGGAAGGCGUUUACCGAUAGCGCCAACAAGAGUUCAAACAUCAAUGUUAAUUAUGGUACAGUCGGUUGAGGUGCGUACACGUGCAAAAUACUUAUUUUACAUUCGCUUUUAUUACUGCAAAUAAGCGGUAGUUGUUGUUUUGUUUUUGUUUUUUUUUAAUUAGCUGUUUUUCUAGUGUAUAGAACAUUUAUAAAAAGAUGAACUUUAUUUUGGCCUUACUGAAGGAGCCCGCCCGGGUCUAGCACGGGAGAAAACGUGUACUUUGAGCUGACGGCAAUGCAAGUGGGAGUCUCUCGUCUGUGUUUGCGUUACUUUUCCGGAAACAUCCUAUUUCCAGCCACAGCUGUAGGCGCUGCUGUCACGCUCCGAACCAAUCACGCUCGUGUGUUUCCUUGCCCCGGCCGUCCGUCAGGUGUACUUCUGUGCUCUCGGAUCACCAAGUGUUUGCAUGUUAUGAGCAAAGGAAACAGAUAUUAUAAAAAUACUAUUUAUACUUUUCCUUUUUUUUAUUGGAAACCACAAACCUGAAUACAGAUCCAUGCACACACAAACCAAACAGUCGAGCAAUUGGUGGCAAAACCUAAAAGUAUCACACUUUUUUUAAUCCUGUAAAAAUAGCGUUGGAUCGUCUCCACAGUAAAUACAUGAUGCUAUUGUGUUAUGCUAUGAAAUGCCUUUUUUUUUUUUUUGUUUUUUUGCCUAUGGUUUUCAUAGGUAAGAAAAUAGACCCUUACUUGUGUUAACCUUUGAAAUGAUCAAACAAACACUGUCGUGAACUCAUGUGCGCACCCUCCAUGGUUAUUCCUUGCUUAAUCAAGACAAAAAGGUUGAAAAAAAAACAAACAAAAUACUUAAAAUGGAAAAAAAAAAAUAAAGUCGAUGUACUCUCUGCUCGUGUAUAGUGAAUAUAUGUCGGUCACUGGGUGUGACAGUGGGUGGCACAUGCUAGUCGACUGUGACAGUGCAAAUCUCUUCAUAAACUUAUUUUGUACACCUACUUAUCGUUAAGGUGAUAAUAGUGCUUUUAAUGAGUUCAUCAACCUGGUAAUGUGUUUUGUUA